UAUUGCUUGUAUCUUUGUUAGGAAAGUCCUACAGAUAUUAUACCCACUCAAUGAAUAUUCAUAUCUGGCAUAGUCGACCUGAUAGACGUGAAAAAAUGUCUUUUUUCAUUGAGAACAUACUUAAGACAGAACCUUGUCACAAUAAGGGUAAAAGUGAUGUCGAUUGUUGUGCUUAUACUACUGGAAGGGAUUUGGUACAACCUAUACCAAUCUAUUCUUAUGACAGAGGUACUUAUGCUAGCUUUGAACAGUGGCAAAAGUACCGCUACUAUUACGAUUUGUAUUAUAACAUGAAAGACCCGAAUCAUUUCACCUCAGGAAGGAUCAGCCAAUCUUCAUUUUCAUUCCAUUCAAAUUUAAAUAUCUAUUCGAAAAAAAAAGGAGGCCAAGUUCGGUUUUCAUUAGAACAAACUGAAGUAUUAGAACAACGGUUCAGUUCCCAUAAAUACUUGAGUCCAGAAGACAGGAAAUGCCUUGCCAAAACCCUCAAUUUAUCAGAUAGACAGGUGAAAACAUGGUUUCAAAAUCGACGCGCCAAGUGGAGAAGAUCUCAAUUAAUAGAGAGCAAUGAAAAUUUAUCCCUGAAAUUUGAACUAGAAGAUCACGUUAAUGAAGUAUCUCGCUCAUCAUAUCUAAACGUUAUGUAUGAUUUCAAAAAAUAAUAUUACAAAAUGAAUUAAAAUGUUACUAUAUAAAAAUGUUCCCAUCCUUUUUAAUUGAGAUACAAAUAAAAGUCUG
Molecule: messenger RNA, 738 nt
Organism: Harmonia axyridis
Lineage: Eukaryota; Metazoa; Arthropoda; Insecta; Coleoptera; Coccinellidae
Gene: HHEX
Product: homeobox protein EMX2
Exons: 3
Coding region: 51-662 (203 amino acids)
Biological process (GO): cell differentiation; regulation of transcription by RNA polymerase II
Molecular function (GO): DNA-binding transcription factor activity, RNA polymerase II-specific; RNA polymerase II cis-regulatory region sequence-specific DNA binding
Source: RefSeq, a predicted model, not a curated record